Gilbertella persicaria is the source of this 4221-nucleotide messenger RNA. Its product is annotated as glycosyl transferase family 41-domain-containing protein. NCBI's taxonomy places the organism in Eukaryota, Fungi, Mucoromycota, Mucoromycetes, Mucorales, Choanephoraceae. Gene Ontology annotation, molecular function: protein binding; glycosyltransferase activity. The transcript is spliced from 2 exons. Bases 1 to 4221 code for a protein of 1406 amino acids. Gene Ontology annotation, biological process: protein O-linked glycosylation. The record is from RefSeq and is a predicted model, not a curated record.
AUGAGAGCCUCUGGACAAACUAUACCUAACAACAGGCAUAAACCACUUGACUAUGUGCCUUCUAACGAACAACUUCAACAGUUAAGCUCUAUGUAUUUCAGUCAAGGAGACCCUGCAGCCUUUGCUUAUUUUCAACAGGAAUUGCUAUCACCUCGUUUACAACAGGCUUUGUUAGACCAGCAAACACUUGUCAAUAAUAACAGUAAUUUGAAUCAAAUACCUCUUCAGCAACAACAACAACAACAACAACAACAACAACAACAACAACAACAACAACAACAACAACAACAUAAUAAUGUAUUAUUGCAUCAGUCAUUACCACCUCAAGAGCCCUUUGUAGAUGGAAAUCAUAAUCCGUCUAUUAUGGUACCACCUCAAUCGCCCACUUUAUCAAGUUACUAUUUUGAGAACGGCUGGGUCAAUCAUUACUAUGAUCCCAAACGUAGACAAUAUUUAUCAAGCCGUGUAGAACCUGAAUUUCAACAAAGAAAACGACAAAGCAUGGAUUAUCAAUACCUGCAUUCUCGAAACAACAAACGACCUUUUACAAACGACAUGCUUCAACCACCUACAAUGCUGUUACACAACACAUAUCUUUCUGCUGCUGCUGCUAAUGCCAUGCAUGCUGCUCAAGCCAAUACAACUACAUCUCAAGCAUCUAUCAUACCAUCAUUGCAUACACCCAAUUCAUCAAGUGCUGAUGAGUGGCGUGAAAGUCUUCUUCAAUAUGCCCAUACUCUUUAUUCAACUUCACCUCAGAACCCAUACCUUUUGCCAUUGCUUCAUUCAUUACACGAUGCAUAUCCUUCUCAUUUACCCACAUUGUUACUUUUAGCUUGUGUUUAUUAUUCUUACCAAGACUACCAGUCCUCUUUGCGUUACAACCAGCUGAUCCUUAAAUAUGAUCCCAAUUAUGUAGAAGCCAUGAGUAAUAUCGGCACCACACUUAGAAGCAUAGGGAAAACAGCAGAGGCAGAGACAUGGUGGUAUCAAGCUGUAAAACUACGCCCUGGCUAUUGGGAUGCUGUUGAAAACCUUGUGGGCGUUUUAUGCGCCAAACCAAGCGAUGAUCAUCGGAAAGAGAAAGACAUGAAUCCAAGGUACAAAGAAGCUUUAGCCGUAUGCGAAUUUGUCGAAAAGUUUUUUUUUAAGAACCAUCUGCCUCAACAACCACUCAAAUCACCCAGUCAAUUGCCUGUUCAUCAACUAUCACGAUUACAGAAUCUAUUUUACGCCAAAGGAAACCUCAAAUACGCUUUGGGGGACAUUCAAGGGGCACAAAGAGAUUACGAAAAAGGUUUAGAACUAGCCUUUGGUGGUAUAGACUUGAUGUCGAUGUGCAAUAUGAUUGUCUAUGCUUGUCAUCCUCACCACCAUUCUUAUGGAGCAUCGUUGAAAGAAAAUGAAUUACCUUUGGUCUUAUUACAGCCAGAUCAAGCCAUUAGGAUACUGCACAUUGUGUUUUCCAACUCAAAUGGUAUCUUGCCUGGCUUGGUUACACUAAACAGUAAUGGUAAUGCAACUAAUUCGGCAGAGACUGUCUCCACCAUUCAGCAGACAAAUCAAAAUACAUCUGUUCUCUUGUUGACAUUAGCCAAACUUUUCCAAGAUAUCAUGAAUCCCUCAACGCCUGCUUUAGCAGCCAUAGCAGCCGUAACGGAACAUAAACCAACACUCGCCACUUUGCUGCCUUUGUAUUAUUUGAGCUUAGCACUUCAUCCAAGCCCUUCUACAGCAAACAAUCUCGGUAUUAUUCUCAGUAAUAUCUCAGGCACGAUUGCUGCUACAGCUAUCAAGAUUGCAACAUCUCAGCAACAAACACCUCUGACGGGCACUAUGUUGGCUAUGCAAUAUUAUAUGUAUGGUUUGCAGCUUGACCCACGACAUCCACAUCUUUAUACCAAUCUAGGCUCGUUGCUUAAAGAUAUGGGUCAUUUGAAUGAAGCAGUGAGCAUGUACGAAAAGGCAGUCGAAUUCAACCCUAAAUUUGAUGUUGCUUUGGCUAAUUUGGGUAAUGCCAUUAAAGAUUUAGGCCGUGUUCAAGAUUCUGUGCAAUGGUAUCGUCGUGCUGUUGAGGUCAAUCCUAACUUUGUAGAUGCUGUCUGUGGUCUUGUCAAUUCACUCAGUGGUGUCUGUGAUUGGCGUGGUAGAGGUGGUGUUGGAAACGAAGCGAGUGUAGAUCAAUACGGUCAAUUCUUUCCAGCAACAGGGGAUAUACACGCAAAGAGUGGUUGGAUUGGUCAUGUUGUGGACAUUGUAGAGAAACAACUUGAUGAGGGCUCUAUUUGGGGAGCUGGUAUUCUCAAAAUAGUAGGGAGCAACCACAAGACGCUGGGAGAGACGUUGAUUGAACGCCUGCUGGAAACCACAGGCAACACAACGAGCAUAGAUCAAUGGAAAUCACGCUUAGCCUUCUUUAAUUCUUUAGACAACAAAAAGAAUGAAGGAAGCUGGCUCAUUCGCUUGAUUGAACGUAUCAUACGUCGUCUUCAACACAAGUGGUAUCUUGAUGCUUUCUCUUCCGACAAAAGUCUACAUAGUCCAAUUGAUGUGACAUCCGAGAUGGUAGAAAAGUAUGCUCGACCUUUAAUUCCAAGUAGCCUGGCCUGUCCGCCUGUCCCUACUGUGCUCCCAUUCCACACGUUUACUUAUCCUCUAAAUGCUCGACAAAUCCGUCUCAUUUCACAUCGAAAUGCACUACGUAUCUCUCAUACUGCCUUGACUUCUACUUGGGUACCUCAUCAUGUCUACCCUCCACCUCCACCUCCUACAUCUCGUUUAAAAAUAGGUUAUGUCUCUUCUGAUUUCAACAACCACCCACUUUCUCAUCUGAUGCAAUCUGUGUUUGGUUUCCAUGAUAAAUCCAAAUACGAUGUGCACUGCUAUGCAACUACGUCCAGCGACAAUUCACCUUAUCGACAAAAGAUUGAGCGUGAAGCAGAACAUUUCUUGGACGUUUCCAGCUGGUCUAAUCAACAAAUUGUUGAGAAGAUUCUAAAGGAUGGUAUUCAUAUCUUGGUCAACUUGAACGGUUAUACAAAAGGUGCACGCAAUGAGAUUUUUGCUGCACGUCCUUGUCCUGUCCAAUGCUCAUUUAUGGGAUUUGCAGGUACAUUAGGUGGUAGUUGGUGUGAUUAUAUUAUUGCUGAUUCCACUGUGUGUCCUCCUGAAAUGGUGAGUGGUCAAGUAUGGCGUCAACGACACCAGCAAACUCUAGGUGGCGAUUUUGAAGGUGAAUUGGAUCCUGAACAAAUAGGCGAUGACUUUGUCUAUACGGAGAAAUUCAUUUAUAUGCCCCACUCUUAUUUCGUGAAUGACCACAAACAAGGCUUCCGAGACGACCAACAUCAUGAUGCGCUUGUACUCCAUAACUCGAAAGCCAAUGAAGACAUGAUAUGGACAGUGGAAGAAGAAAAGCGAUGGAAGAUGCGCCAUGAAGUAUUCCCUCAACUUCCUGACGAUGUAGUUAUUUUCGCCAACUUUAAUCAGCUUUACAAACUUGAGCCGGAUACAUUUAGAAUAUGGUUAAGGAUUUUAGAACGUGUGCCCAAUUCUAUUUUGUGGCUAUUGCGAUUUCCUCCUGCUGGUGAACAACACUUGCGACGAUGUGCUAAUGAUUGGGUAAGCCCGCAGGUAGCCCAACGUGUGAUCUUUACAGAUGUAGCUCCUAAACAUAUCCAUAUCCAUCGAGGCCGUGUGGCUGAUCUCUUUUUGGAUACACCUGAAUGUAAUGCGCACACAACAGCUGCUGAUAUCUUAUGGUCUGGUACGCCUAUUGUGACUUGGCCCAAGUAUAUUCACAAGAUGUGCUCUCGUGUGGGCGCGAGUAUUGCUAUGGCUACUGGUUUUGGUGAAGAGAUGGUAGUCAUGAAUGCACAGCAAUAUGAAAAUAGAGCUGUUGAAUUAGCCAUGAGCCUCAACUAUACCUACGAAACAUCCAAUACAGGCUCUAUCCUUCGCCGUGGCCAUGGUGCUUUGAUGAGUUUGCGUAAACGAUUGUUUUUGACAAGAGAACAAAGUCGGCUAUUUGACACAUUGAAAUGGACUCAAAACCUAGAAAGAGGGUACUCUGAAGCUUGGAGACGUUGGGCAACAGCUGAAGAAUUUGAAGACAUGUCUCCUAGUCAUAUUCAUGAAAAAUCUGGCUGUAUCUGGAUUACAGACCCUGAUGAUCAUUAUCAGUCAAUACCGCCUUCUACGCUUAGUAGUACAUUUGUUUAA